Messenger RNA from Xyrauchen texanus (razorback sucker), 721 nucleotides. RefSeq names its product apolipoprotein D-like. Gene Ontology annotation, molecular function: lipid binding. Bases 1 to 603 code for a protein of 200 amino acids. The record is from RefSeq and is a predicted model, not a curated record. Gene Ontology annotation, biological process: brain development; tissue regeneration; lipid transport. The transcript is spliced from 6 exons. NCBI's taxonomy places the organism in Eukaryota, Metazoa, Chordata, Actinopteri, Cypriniformes, Catostomidae.
AUGUUGUUUCCUGGCAGACUGCGAUCACCUGAUCCCAGAGACAGUGAUUCAAAUAAAUACUGUGUGCUCCACAGAACAUUACAUAUUCCACACGGCAUUAAGAGGUACCCAGGCCCAUGCCCCGAGCCUGAUACCCAACCUGCUUUUGACCUAAAGAAGUUUAUGGGGAGAUGGUUUGAGAUAACCAAACUACCAGCACAAUUUGAGAAAGGGAGAUGCAUUGAGACUAACUUUACUCUCAAGUUGGAUGGAAAUGCCCAUGUGGUGAGCUCUGAAAUUCUAAAAGGUGAGCUUAGAAAAAUUGAAGGAACAGCUGUGGUGGAAGAUAAGAAAAAUCCAGCAAAGCUUGAAAUCAGUUUCUCUUAUGUUUUGCCCUACACUCCAUACUGGAUUCUGUCUACUGACUAUGAAAAUUCAGCACUGGUCUAUUCAUGCACUGAUGUCUUGAGACUGUUUCAUGUUGACUUUGCUUGGAUUCUAGGCCGCACCCGAUCCCUACCUGCUGCCACCAUUGACCAUGGAAGAGAGGUUUUUACAAGUAAUAACAUUGACGUGAGUCGGAUGAUCUUAAGCAGACAGCAGGGCUGUGACAAAGGCCUUUGAAUAACAGCAUGAGGAAAAUCUUCAGUUUAGUGUUGAGAUGCUUUGGGUUGAAAUCCAGUAUGGAUUUUUUCUUCCUAAAUUGGGCAUGGACUCAUGGAUUUAUUCAAUGUUUUUUAGG